GGGGGAGGCUGCCGCCAUCUUGGAUGCCGCGGAGGCCGAGAGAGGGGGGAGAGGGAGAGAGAGAGGGAAAAAGAGAGAGAGAGAGAGAGACCCGGAGACUCCGGAGCCGCCGGUGAGAGAGCGAGAAGGGGCGGGGCCUAGCCUAGGGGGCGGGGCCUACGAGUACCUACGGGAGCUCCGUAGGGGGCGUGGCCAAUGGGAGGUCUAUAGGGGGCUCUAUAGGUGGUGGGCGCUGUAUAGGGGAAGGUGUUUCCGUAGGCGCUGCUGCGCGGGGGGCUGCAGGCGGAGGGGGCCUCUGUUGGGGGCCAGGUGUUUGGGGUUGCAGCGGUGCGCAGGGGCCACGAAGGGCGCCCUGCUGGGGAGGAUGCGGGGGGGCGAUGCGGUUCCACAGGUAGGACCUGCACCUAUAGGAUGUGAGGCCCACAUGCCUCUGUGGGGAAGAGGCGCCUGGGGUGGAGCGAGAGCCUCUGGCAGGAGGAUGUGGGGCGGGCGCCGUGUGAUGAGGGCUACUUUGAGCCAAGGAGGGUUGUGGGUCCUUGUGAUCACCUGGAAAACUUGCACAUAUAGUUUAUACCUGAUUUGGAGAGGUCCAUAGAGAGGCGUGUGUGUGUGUGUAUGAGAGAGAGAGAGAUCUGUAUUACUGAAACGAUUCCUAUAGGGGGUAGUCUGUUUAAGCAGAAACAACAAAGUAGAAUUGUGGUACCUUAAAACUUAACAGAUCUCAUUAUGGCAUAAGCAUUGUGGCAUCUGAUGAAGUGGAUUCUCGUUUGCAAAAGCUUAUGCCGUAAUAAAAUGUGUUAGUCUUUAAGGUUCCACAAUGCUUGUUAUGUUGCUGAAGUAUCCAAAAGAAAUAAAGGAACCUGUUAGAAAAAAACGUUGUUUUCAUAAAGCCACCUCUCCCCCCCACCCCCGCUUGUGUGUGGAUGUGUGUUAUAGGGUCCUGUAGGGGCGUCUGUGCACCUGGGGAGGGAUCUGGAGUAUUUCUCUCUCAAGGUAGCAUUCAAUGGUUGGAAAACCCCUAUUAGCAUAUAAGUGCAUCUCUUAACCAUAAGUAACUUCAGAGUGAUAAUAAGAAUUCGUAAUGAAUUACUAGAGGAAUGUGUAGCUAGCUGUCAACAUGUCUGCAUAUCUAUUUGCUUUUUUUCUCUUAACUGGUUUUGGUUUUUGCUAGUUGCAGGCAGAGACAAGGCAGUAAGUAGGCAGAGGAAUGAAGCUGCAGCCUCUUAUCUAUGGGAUGGCUUGCUGGCUUUUGAGAUUUCAUUGGCCUUUACCUGCAAACUUUGGAGACUUAAGGGCUAGAGACAUGGGGAUGCGGGUGGCGCUGUGGGUAAAACCUCAGCGCCUAGGACUUGCCGAUCGCAUGGUCGGCGGUUCGAAUCCCUGCGGCGGGGUGCGCUCCCGUCGUUCGGUCCCAGUGCCUGCCAACCUAGCAGUUCGAAAGCACCCUUAAGUGCAAGUAGAUAAAUAGGUACCGCUUUAUAGUGGGAAGGUAAACGGCGUUUCCGUGUGCUGCGCUGGUGCUGGGCUCGCCAGAGCAGCUUCGUCACGCUGGCCACGUGACCCGGAAGUGUCUCCGGACAGCGCUGGCCCCCGGCCUCUUAAGUGAGAUGGGUGCACAACCCUAGAGCUCUGGCCCGUACGGGCAGGGGUACCUUUACCUUAUAGCCAGUCAAUGACUGUAAUGUAAAAAGUACAUUACAAGUCACACCUUUGUCAGCCUUACAGCUGUUAUGUAGAAUAUGUCAAGACCUAGUGAAAUCUCAGUAGCUUGGCAGAAACAUAGGAAGCCAUGUUUUAAAAAAACAGAUCAUUGGUCUGUCUAGUAUUGUCUGCACUGACCUGUCAUAGCUCUCCCAAGUUUUCAGAAAGGGGUAUUUCUCUGUCCUACCUGGAGAUGCUGGGGACAAAACUUUGGAUGUUCUGCAUGCAGAACGUGUGCUUUACUACUAAGCUGCUUACAGAUUGAGGCUACUACCUAAGAUAUUGAAUUUCCCCUUUCUCCUCAGGGUUGAUGCUUAAAAAUUGUGUGUGAUCCUAGGAACCUGGAAUAUUUCUUCUGUUCUGUAAGGCACACUGUUAAUAUUGUACCGUAAAUAGCUCAGUGAUUAUGUGCACAGGUGGGAUCCCUGUAUUAUUAUUUUUUCAGGUCUUGGGUUCAGGACAUGUUGAAGGCUUGAAGGUAGAGAAUGCACUUUGCCUAUACAGUAUAUGUGCAUUUGUUUAUAUAUUUAUAAAAGCUGUCCAGUAGAUUACAACAAAAAUAUUUAAAAAUAUCAAACACAACAUAGUUUUAAAAAAUGCAAUACACCAGAUUUUUAAAAAGGGGAAAAAAGCAGAAAUUGAAAAGCUUGUUAAAAUAUUUAUUAAGUCUUCAGGUGGUCUUAAAACACCAGCAGUGUAGGAGCAAAGAACAUUUCUUGGAGCAGGAGAUUCUAUAACUGCUUCCUAUAUUGUCACCAGCCCAAUCUCUUGAUGACAGCAGGAGAUGGAAAAGGGCCUCUCCAAAUGAUCUGAAUGGAUGUGCAAGUUCAUAAAAGUUCCAGGUUCAAUUCUGACUGACAAAUUAUCUCUUAAUAGCCGGGCUAAGAAAGGCCACUGCUUGAGGCUUUGGGAGAGCUACUGCCCAUUAGAAUAGACAGUACCAGGUCAGGGACUAGAGGCUGAGAGGUAAUGACUCAUCUGUGGGGAACACUCUAAGGCCGCAACUGAAAUGGGAUUUGAAUUCCUAGGUGGAUUGGACCACAUUAGCUUAUGGUAACCUGAUGGCAAGGCUGCCCUUAAACCUUUGACUCUGGGAAAUGCUAAUAUAUCAAAUCUGUUAGUAAAUGUUAAUCUUGAACAGUUUGAUGACAGUGUUCCCUAUUGCUCACAGGGGGUGGGAAGGGGUCUUUCCAGAAGUUAUUAAGGCACAGGAUCCAGAUGUCCCUGUAAAAAAAUUGUGGUCCUUUUGCAGGAGAACUGCAUUUACCCAGCAUUCAAAACUAUAGGUGGGAAAUUGCCAUUUUCCUCCAUAUAGAGUAUCGAUUGCAUUUAUGUAUGAGUUGUUCAAUGGGCCUAGCUACCUAUUGGUCACUACCUGUGACAUAAAUCACAGUAAAAGUUCUCUCUCUGAGCUUGCUCAUCAUUCAAGUUCAGUAGCACUCAUCUAGCCCUUUAAGAAAGCAUCAAUGCCAAAGCAUCUCCAAUCUUUUUUUUUUUGUGAACCAUCUCCUGCCUUCCUUGAUUUUUCUUCAACUUUCCAAAGGCUUGUGUGUUCCUCUCUACUUUGGUUGACCCCCCCCCCCCCCGGAUGUGUUAAAAGGAACAAGCCAUGCCCACUUCAUCCAAUUCCUUUGAUAUUAUUAUCCCCAUAUUGCAGAUGCCAGGUGAGGCAAAGAGAAAGUAGCUUUCUUGCGGCCACUUAGCGAGUUCAUAAUGGAGAUCGAGAUUCGAAUCUUGAAUUUUCUGAAUCGCAGCUCAGACUCUUAGCUACUGCACCACACUUAGAGAAGCAAGGCUGUUUGCAUUUAGCUUGGCUGCCUCCUUCGGCCAUCACAAAUUAGUGGUGACCACUCACACACUGGGUACAUGGCUGCAUUCCAUGUUGCCACCAUGUUCUGCAAAUGGGACCUUUCGGUUGGGUACCAGAGGUUCAGGACUGUGUGUCAGUCUAGGUUUUUCUUUUAUCUGUGGUCUCCUCUGCAGCAAUUCCCUCCCCCCCCCAAAAAAAAAUCCUAUGGGGAUUGCACAGAACAGUUUUACAAAAUAAUAUAAAGGGUAUAUAAAAAUAAAUAUUUCCAGGGGGUGCACUUUACAGGAUGCAUAAACAUAGAGAUAGCUUUAGAACACUCCAGAAUUGAAGCCCAGUGAACUGUGACAUAAUUGCAGCGAAUGCCUCAGGACACUUGCAGUGGUCACUAUUUAUGAGGGUAGUGCCUCUAAGGCUGAAAUUCUAAACAUGCUUUCAGUCCUAUUGGACAAAGUGGGCAUCACUUCCAUGUCAGAUACAGCAUGGGAUCCAGCUGUAAGUCUUCUCCAGAUAUGCCUCCUUCCACCAACCCCCUGUCACUCCACAUCAAGCAAAACCCGGUCCUUUGCAAAGCAUGUAGGACAUAUUCUGCAGCAAGUCAGAAGGCUGUUGGGGCUGCGUUAGGUAGGUUGAAAUGUGCAGUGCGGCUCGAGAGAGUUUUAUUUCCCAAAACACUACAACUCGGUUACUCAGGCAAUGAAAUCAGUUGGGCUAGACAACAGAAAGUGUUGCUUAUAUACAACACAAGGUUCGUAGUUCAUCAGUAGGACACAUGUUUUGCAUGUGAAAGGUUCCAUGUUUCAAGUCUUGACUUCUCCAAGCUGGGAAAGAGUUCUGUCUGAAACCACGAAGAGCUGCUGCCAGUCAGUGUAGACAUUACUAAGCUAGAUGGGCCAGUGGUGUGACUUUGUAUAUGGCAGCUUUCUACAUGAAUCCCUUGCUCAAGAUGCAGUGCUCCACAUUAACUGAUUGUUUACUCUAGAAUAUGCCCCACAAUCUUUUGCAGUGGUUCCUUGGGGUUGUUCCUUGAAUGUAGAAAAUGUAAACACUGAGCUGUAUCAGUAUGCCAGAUGUAAGUAACCAACAUGAGGCUGUAAAUAGCUGUUUUAUGACAGCCACAGGAACAGAAUACAAACCAAAAGAAACACCCACAAGAAAAACCCAAAAGGAAUCCUAUAACUUACAAUAGUUUCAGUAAAAGCCCAAGUUUGCCAUCUUAGAUGUUGCUGUCACCAUUGCUUGGUUUAAGGGUUUUGUUUUGCUUUUGAUUCUGCUCACCAAGCUGUUCCUGUCAGUGGGCAAAUCACUACUGUUUUUUCUUCUUUCUCAGGCUAUCGGACUACAGCUCCCAUCUUCCCUGAUUGUUGACUGUGCUGGCUGGGGCUGAUGGGAGCUGGUGUCCAGCAACAUCUGGAGAGCCACAGGUUCUCCACCCCUGGUCUAAGGUUAUCAGAGGGCCUGGCCUGGACUCCUGUGCCUUUAAUGGCAGCUUGAUAUGCAGAAAUCGGCAGGUGAAGCUUUUCGUAGUGUGAAAAGAAGCAUAGCCACCUGCUGAUGUUUGCAGAUGAACCUGCCUUUAAGGGCACUGGAACAGCAUCUGGUUAAUUUUCUUUAAGAUGCCCAGUUCUUCCAGUGAAGCCCUUCCUGCCCUCUUCCUCAGCUUGUUGUGAGAUUCUGAAUUCCCUCCACAGCAGGUAAGAGGAACACAGCAUGUUAGGUACCAUCUCCAAGUGAGGACCUGGAAACUCCAAAAAUUGCAAUUCUGUGCAUGCUUACUUGGAGAAUAAUUCCCUUCAAACUUGGUGGAGCUUACUUCUGAGUAGACAUGCACUGAACCAAGUUGUGUUUAUUCCAGAGCUGGCCUUUGACCCAGGUCCCUCUUGGAAUAGGAAAAUGUUAGGAACUUUCUGGGUCACCCCAAAUUCACAUUUAUUGUUGGUCUGCUGAUGCCUCUUUGUGAAGAAAGCUUUGUUUCUGAAGGGGUGAGGUGGGAGACCCAGACUCACAAUUACUUGGGGAGGGUGGGUGGGUGUGUAUGGUGGGAUCUUGCAGUUGACAGUAGAGAAACAGGCAAGGAAAGAAUUCCUAUGUUUUCUGAAGGUUAGGAAGCUGAAGCUGGAGGGCAGAUGCCUAGCAGGGUAUGGAAUCUUUGGGAGAGAAAUGGUGAAGAGCCUGGCAGGUAUGUAGUCUUAACUCAGGUAGCACAAGGAAGUGAUAAGCUGGGCUGCGCCACUGCAGGUGUGGGUCACAAAUUCUCCCUUACAUUUGAUUCAAAAUGGUAGAAAACUAGUAUCCAUCAGCAGGUACCAAGCUAGGCGAGAAUCUGUCUCGUCCUUAUGGUCCCCCUGUUUUUUCAUUGUGCACUUAACCAUUACAUUCCCUCUCCCCCUGCCCGCAAGUCUAAAGUGGUCCAGUCCACUUUGCUACCUCAGAAUUGUGCUGCGUGAUUUUCCAAGAGGAGAAUGGAAAAUGUGUUGCAUUGGCUGAGAAUUUUGGGGAGAGAAUAGGGACUAGUUCAGACAUGUGAUAAACCCAUAAGCAUUUACUAGUUCAAAUUGCACAGGCUUAACGAUGGAUGUUGUUUGUGGCAUAUUUUCAGUCUGGGAAGAAAAAACAAACAUCCUGCUUUGCAGACACCUUUGCAAGCAUCUCUUCACAUACCUGCACUAGCUUUCCCCCUAGCAGGGCUCCUGUGCCUUUAAUACCUGUGUGACAAGGAGAAAUUCAGCUUUUCCUGAUGUAUAGAUGAGGAAAGCUUAACCCACUAAACUUCUGAUGGGGUGGCAGGUGUUUCCCUGCCAGGAAAGAAAAAGUUACCAACCCCUAGUGCUGGGGUUUUUCUAGUCUAGGACAACUCCAUUGUCUGGUGACCCAGGAACCCUUUCUUCCAUCUGCAAGCCCUGUACUUUUGCCUCAUUCCAGGCCUGAGUCCCUUAGACUGCAGUAGCCUUAGCCAGCCACCACUGUGCCUUUAUAGGUGCCUCUUGUGCUUCCCAGCUUGCUGCCUGACAUGGUGGGCAGCUAGAUGGGGGAGGAGGAAAAGGUGGGGCUCUUUCCCCCGUUAGUCAUGUGCUUUUUCUCACCUGCAUAGGAACCUGGCUGGAAAAGAAAGAGAGAGAGAGAGAGACAACAAGCGCCCAGGGGCCACUAGGUGAGUGCAAGCCUUACAAUGCAUCCCCUAGCCUGCUUAAAGCAACACUGUCAAAUAACAGAGCACAGAAAAGCUGGCACCUAGUCAGUUGUUGUUUUUUGAAAUGGACAAAAUAAAAAGCUGCUUGGCUUGUGAAACCACCCAAGUCUUCAGGGCCUUGUAAAAAGCCUAACUGUCUUGUGCACCAAAGGCUCAUAGUCUGGAAAAGACUGUAGGAGAGUGUGGCAGAUAAGGAUACGGUAUUAUGGGGUUGGGGUAAUCCCUGCUCCAAAUCUGUUCGACUUUGGACGAUCAAUGUGUUUUACUUUUUUCUGGAAGACCGGGUGCCUUUAAGGGUUGCAUGAUUAAAAACCCAAACUCAACAGACGAAGCUUUCCCUGGUGUCGCAUCACCUGAAUACUGAGUAAAGCUCCACACGCUGAGUGUUUGCCUGUUGCAUGGUCACCGGGGGGCGGUGGGAAGGAGUUCUUUAAUUCCACUGGGUCCAGUUUCCCUGUCUAUAGAAUACUUCCCCCAAGGCAUUACCUCCCACUUGUCCACUUUCUCCUGGGAUAAUCUCUGAUUCAGCUAGGUUUGUGGCCUUUACUUUUCAUUGGACAGAAACUCUCUGCUUUUAAUGAGUAGAAAUCAACAGGGGGAAGCACAGUGUUGAAGAAAGCCUUACCUGUGACUUCUACUUUUUUAUAUAUACAGCUGCUGAAAGCAGUAAAUGUUCUGUCGGUUAAAACAAAGCAGUAGCUCAAAUCUUACUCAUCCUUCUUACCUCCAUUUAGCACCUUCCAGCAGGAGGUGCUACUUCUGUCCUGGGCUUGCUUCGUAACUUUGUCUUUCUGCUGGCUUUUCUUAAAGCGUCAACGCUCUAUAAAGUAUGAAGAGAGCCCCUCUAUAGUGAAGGAAACAUGGCAGACAAGAGGAAGCUACAAGGUAAGGGAGCCUACCUGCACUCUCCAAGCUCAGGGCUACUAAUACAUGCUAGGCACCUGGCUGGCCUGCAGAAGAGGGCGGGGCUGCUCAUCAGAACAGCUGGGCCAGAGCCAGGACUCCUCUGAGCUCUCUUGGAGAGGGUGGGGUCUCGUUGGUUAGAGUGGAGGGAAGGGAAGAGUUGACUAAAGGAGCAAGAGGGCCCCCCCUCUUUUUUUUUUAGAAGUGGAGAAUGACUUGGGAUAUUAGAAAGCAAUAACUAUGCUCUGAAGGGAGAGAGGAGUUUAGGAAGGGGAGAGGUGGCUCGGUUCUCUUUCGGUCAAAGAACGGAUCUUGCACUUCAGUAAAGUGAGAGGGGCAGGCUUGCAGGAAGCUGAGGGAGAGGAGAACCACCGUUCCAGCAUCCUCCUCUCAGACUGGGAGGAAGGAAUGGCCAGGUAUGGGCAAGGUAGAUCUUAUGAUUGCUCUCAGCAGGGAUUUUCUCUCCCCAGGUGAGAUUGAUCGGUGUUUGAAAAAGGUGUCGGAAGGCGUGGAGCAGUUUGAAGAUAUCUGGCAGAAGGUGAGGGCUGGCAGUGGCCUCGCCUCCUAAAUUCUGCCCUAUUCUCUGACAUCCACCCCACACUAGCCUUUUAGACCACCACAUUGCCCUGUAAUUGUUCUUGUUGCUAUGUCCGCAGAGGUUUCUGUUCUUCUCCCCACCCCUACCCCGGAAUCUUUUCAGCUCCCUGUUUGUUUUCUGCUCUGGGUUGCUUUCCACCCUGAGUCCUGGGGUCUCCCAUCUUUCUCACCCCACCUCUUGUUUCCUCUUUCUCCCUAUGCAACAGCUCCACAAUGCAGCUAAUGCCAACCAGAAGGAGAAAUAUGAAGCCGAUCUGAAAAAAGAAAUAAAAAAACUCCAGGUAAACAUUUUGCCUGGACUUGUUUCCAGAUCUUUUCUUACCAAAUUUAGGGAAUGUUGGGGUUGGAGUGAUCUGUGUAUCAGGACUCUAGGGGCACCUUUGGAAGGAGCAGAGGAAGAUGGGGCACUCUUUCCCCACAGGGCUUGCUGGUUUAUAGUUAGAGAGUAGAGGUUGGGGUGGCCUGGACCACAGGUAUGGCUCCACUGAGAAGGGGGAAGAACCUAGGUGUUUGGCGGGGGGGGGGGGUUCAUAGCUUCAUUGUGAGAAUGCCUUGGGAUAGCAAGGAUGUAUAGAUUAGAUCAGCCUUCUCCACCCUGAUGUCCUCCUGAUGUUUUGAACCACACCUCCCAUCAUCCCUGACCAUUGGUUUGAGGUUUAAAACAUCAGAUCAGACAUGGCUGAAUUUGAGUAAGAAUGAGGCUUGGAAAAGCGUAGAUUUUUCACAAAGGACAGUCUGUUUAGUGAGUUUAGAUUCUGUUAAAAGAAAGUGAAUUCUAAUUGUUGGAGCAAGGAAAGGCUAGCUUCCUUGUUCGCUAAUGCCAGUUCUAGCAGUGAUAGCAUAUGAUGAACAAUCUAGAGGUUGUUACUUCUGUUUGCUCAUACCUCUGACCACUAGCCUUCAUUCAUCGGAGGAAAGGUAGGUUGGCAUCUUUUCCCCAACCGUUCCCACCUACCUGCUUAACGGGCUCUUCUUCUGCAGAGAUUGAGGGACCAGAUCAAGACGUGGGUUGCAUCCAAUGAGAUUAAGGACAAAAGGCAGCUAAUAGACAACCGAAAACUCAUUGAGACGGUAAGAAGAAUCCGCUACCUGCUACAUAUUGGUGCUUGGCAAGAGACCUAAUUAAUUGGAGGUUUAUUUUGGGAAAUUGUGUCUACCAAAGGUAUAAAACUAACACAUUUCAUUGCCUUCAGCUAUUUUCAUACUGGUUCUUAGUUUUGCUGAGGAUCUCCUGUUUAUACGUGGGCUUAACUUUGCUUAGCUCCUCCCCCACAGCAUUGCAAUUGGCUAGUAAGUAGUGUGACCUCAUAAAGGUGAGCCAGCUUGCCUUUACAGUCCAGAUAUAGACUGGGAGACUUUUGCAGAAAGGGGUUCUGUGAGGAGCCCAGGAUCCCUUUGGAGCAGGUCUUCUGAUUGAGACAACAUGGGAUAGAUGGUAAAGUUUUAGAGGUGGUUUAAAGACACCCAGGGGAAAGGUCUAUUGAGUUGUGACCCAAGACUUUCCUGGGCCCUUUUGGAAAGGAGUUUAACACUUGGACAGCUGUUUUGCAACGGGCAAGCAGAGUUUUGUAUUUGCCAUGAUGAUGUGCACAGACUGGCAUGAUGCAUAUUCAGAUUUUAACUUUUUCUUUUCUUUUCUGCACGGUUCUGCACUGCUGUAAAUCUCGUCUGUUAUCUUCUAAUGCAGAACCAUCAAGCCCAAGUGCUGUGUGUUCACUGUGGCAAAGAAAGGGUGAUCACUGACCAAUUCACGGGGGCACAAAUUGCAUAUUAGUUGGAUCAUUCAAACUUGAGGGCAGCUUUGUGCAUUAAAUAGCUGCUUACAUGUUUAUUGCUGUGGGUACUUGCAGCCGACACUGGCUUCUUGGCAUGUGAUGUGUGACUGAAAAUGCAUUGGUACAUACACAUUUUUUAUGGGUUUGCCUUAAAUCUCCUUUUGCAAGGUAAUGUGUGCAGAGCCAUUUCUUCUGAGUUCCAUACACGCACAUGCACUAUAUUCACAAGUUCUCAUUUUUUAUUUUGGAAAAAAAAAGUUUCAGAGACAAAAUGGGUUAGGGUUGAAGCCUGGGAUUCCUGGGUAGGAAGAGAUCCUGGUAAAUUCCAGCUAAUGGUUAGGGAGCCAGGAUUCUUUAGUUAACAGGGGAUGGGAUCCAGAGCUCUCUUAGGGCAUGGAGCUGUGUGGCCCAGUUUAAACGUGGCAGCUGAAUUGGGGUGGUAGGAUCUUGGGAUGGAAGGCAGCACUUCAAACUACAGAUGAGGCAAAGCUGUUUUUAAAUGUCCCUAGAGGACCUCCACCCCUAACCUACCCACCAAAAUAAAUGCCUCUGCCAGGGAACAAGCAACACAGUAGUAGAAAGGUUCCGAUCCAACCACAUCCUUUCUACUGCACUGGUUUUUUUACUUGCAGUCGGCUUUUUAAAAAAAUACACAAUGAUUUAGAAAUGGUUAUCCCUCCAUUGCUGUCUGGAAUAGAACAGUCCAUUCUACCACCUGAGGAUUCUGCCACUUCAUUCUGCUGUCUGUGGUUCUCGGGCUGGAUCUGCAGUCUCCAUGUUCAGGAAAAAUAACUUAGUACAGUGGUACCUCGGGUUACAUACGCUUCAGGUUACACACUCCGCUAACCCAGAAAUAGUACCUAGGGUUAAGAAUUUUGCUUCAGGAUGAGAACAGAAAUUGUGCUCCGGCGGCACGGCAGCAGCAGGAGGCCCCAUUAGCUAAAGUGGUGCUUCAGGUUAAGAACAGUUUCAGGUUAAGAAUGGACCUCCAGAACAAAAUAAGUACUUAACCCGAGGUACCACUGCACAGUUCCUCGUAGGGGUUUGCUUCAUGAUUUAGGUGGGAGAAUUGUGUGAUUGAAUGGUCCCUUUUAACAAAGUAAGAUCCCAUUUUGUAUCCUUUAAAUGCCUACUGCAGAUAGAAUUCUCAGUCCACCAAUGAUGAAAAGCCUGGGAAGAGUUACCCUUUCCCCAUCCUGAUUGAAGAUUGAAAAUUGGGGCUGAAACAUGCUUGGGAGUAAUUAAUCUAGAUUUAUUUAUUUAUUUUGCUAUUUAUCUCCUCUGCUGCUGCUGAGGAUUUCUGCCUUUUCAAAUGAUCACUGAGAGGGGAAUAUAUGCUGAUAGCUUGGACUUCUCAGCGACCCUUAGCUCAGCUAGUUGCCUCUGGUCUGUCUUUUCCAGCAAAUGGAGCGGUUCAAGGUAGUGGAACGUGAGACCAAGACGAAAGCCUACUCGAAGGAGGGCCUGGGCCUGGCGCAGAAGGUGGACCCAGCCCAGAAGGAAAAGGAGGAGGUCGGGCAGUGGCUGACGGUGAGGACAAGUGGAGGCUGGCUGCUAAAUGCCUGGAAGGAGGAGCUGCUUUUUAGCAGACGAAGGGAGAAGGAAGCUCUGGUUUUUAAGGGGUGUGGCUUUAAAGCUGGAGCAGGAGAACCCCUGGCCCUCCAGAUACCCUUGGACUACAUCCAACUUGCAUCAGCCCUGACCAUUAGCUGUGCUGACUGGGACUGAUGGAGGUUAUAGAUUCUGUUAGCAACCGGAGGACCACCAAUAACCCCUUCCUGCUUUAGAACUUCCUCUUUUUAUAGUACUGGAUGUAAGCUGCGACCUUAUGCCAUGUGAUACAGAUGGUCCUCCCUUUCCACUCAUAGUUGACAUUGGAGGCUUGAGGUUCAGACAUGGGGGGAGGGGAGAGACAGAUUCCUCCCUCUCCCCCCCCCCCAAUUUUUUUGUCACCUCACCUGAACCCGAGAGCUUCUGCUUGCCAGGCUUUGUUUUCUAAUGAUAGCAAACAGAGAGCCAUGAGGCCCAGUCUGGGGCUGGAAGGAAAAUCUGUGCCCGUCCAGAUACUGUUGGUGCUGCAAGCACAGCCAGUGGCCGGGGAUGGUGCGAGUUUUAGUCCAAUAAUAUCCGGACGACCAGAGUUAGGCACCCAUUGGCAAGAGGGAGAACCUCUUUUCCAUGGCGAGGGAGGAUUGGGGAGAAUAACAUGUUUCUUUCUGUCUGUCCUUCCUUCAGAACACAAUAGACACCUUGAACAUGCAGGUGGAUCAGUUUGAGAGCGAAGUGGAGUCGCUGUCUGUCCAGACGCGCAAGAAGAAAGGAGACAAGGAUGUGAGUCAAUGGAUGAUGUCCUCCUCGGAGGACGGAGGGCUGUGUUUGGGGAAAUGGCAUCACCUCACAGGUCAAAAGCCAAGGUGGAGGUAUCUAUGGGAACGAUGACUUCUGAGACCUCACAAGAAACAAGAUUCUGUGAGGUUGGGGGUCAGGCUGAGAGGUGGUGCCUGGGUGCUAUGCUGUGAGCUUCCUAGAUGGGUGAGGAUUUGAACCUGGCUCUCUUCCCCUCCCCACCACACAGAAGCAAGACCGAAUCGAGGGCCUGAAGCGGCACAUUGAGAAACACCGGUACCACAUUCGGAUGCUGGAGACCAUCCUGAGGAUGCUGGACAAUGACUCCAUCAACGUGGACUCCAUCCGCAAGAUCAAGGAUGACGUGGAAUACUAUGUGGAUUCCUCGCAGGACCCUGAUUUUGAGGAGAACGAGUUCCUCUAUGAUGACCUCGACUUAGAAGACAUUCGUAAGUGUCUCCUUUGGGUGGGCUGCUUUUGGUUGAGGUUAUAUGGGGGGUGGGGGAAGCCAAAGCAGCCUUGAGACUUGGGGAAGAAGCAGUAUUGCAGCGCUAGCUAUGAUAACUGUGAAGGAGCAAACUUCAAAUCAUUUUAAAUCAACCAGUUAUUCCCUCCUAACAAAACCUGUGGUCUAGAGGCAACUGUCAGUUUGAGCUUAGCAUUUAGCUUGAUACCCAUCCACCCUUAGAACCGCCCUGAGACCUCCGGGUAUAUGGCAGUAUAUAAAUUCAGUAAAUAAUAAUAAUAUUUAGAAGUUUCGGGUUUUACUGGGUAAGCGCUGCCAUUUGGCUAUUGUUGCAGAUUCAGCAUUUGGUGAGAGUCUGCUGUGGUUCUGUGCAUUUUAUUAUUGCUAGAUAGCUCAUUAACUGUUCAGAGAUUUGGUUUUGUUUUAUUUUGUUGCUACUUGAACUAUAUCUGUUCACCUGGGCUACUGACUCUGAAUGUUGCGUCGUGACCCUUCUCAAAACUCCAGGAGCGUAUGCUGGUCUUUGGGUCCCAGAAACUUGUUAGGCUGGUUUACUUCAGUGCAUUGUAGUGGUGGGGUUUGGUGUAAAGAAUUGGGCGUACUGAUCCCUGAUUUCCUCUUAAUCCUUUUUUGGGAGGACGGCACUUGCCAGGUUAUCAGUACAGUGGUACCUCGGGUUAAGUACUUAAUUCGUUCCAGAGGUCCGUUCUUAACCUGAAACUGUUCUUAACCUGAAGCACCACUUCAGGUUAAUGGGGCCUCCUGCUGCUGCUGCUGCGCUGCCGGAGCACGAUUUCUGUUCUUAUCCUGAAGCAAAGUUCUUAACCUGAAGCACUAUUUCUGGGUUAGCGGAGUGUGUAACCUGAAGCGUAUGUAACCCGAGGUACCACUGUAUACUUUUCAAAUAUAAAGUGGCACAGCAGUGAACUCUUGCAAAGCCCAGACAGCGGGAUCAUACUCUGUAACAGCAGUACCCACCUGCUGGAUUGUGUCACUGCCGACGAACUGCAGCCUCUUUGGGUUCAUAAGCCUCUCCUUGUUCUUGACUCUGCAGCACAGGCCCUGGUUGCCACUUCCCCACCCAGCCACAGUCACAUGGAGGAUGAGAUGUUCAACCAGUCCAGCAGCACGCCUACCUCCACCACGUCCAGCUCCCCAAUCCCUCCCAGCCCUGCGAACUGCACAACAGUAAGGAGGCUCCCCUGUUACGAUGCCAGGGGUGGGGGGUAGGAAAGGGGACCUUUCGGGAUUGUAUCAACUUGAGUGAAUAGUACUGAGUGCUUCUACAGGUUGUUAGAAACCCAGCUUGCUUUCUUAGUUCCACGGGUAACAGCUCUUCUAAUCAAGCCUUCCUCCCUUCCUUCCUUCCUUUAGGAGAACUCUGAAGAUGACAAGAAACGGGGACGAUCAACAGACAGUGAAGUGAGCCAAGUGAGUUUGGAGCCCAGAAUUCAUUCCUCUCAAGGGUUCGGCUUUUGGAAGAUGGGUUAGAAACUCCCUUGGUGAUUUGGGCAAGGGGAGAGGAGCCCGGGCUUCUUGGGACAGAGGGGCAUCAGAACUAGUUAGGUAGAGCCAUUUCCAGCAUGUUACUUCUGAUCUGGUUCAGUUCUGUUGUGAAGGAUGUACCACUUCCAGAAUGCAUGCAAGAGUAGGGCUGGGGGUUGGGUGGUUGGGCAGAGCCGCUUGCUUUGAGAGUAACACCCACAUUGCAAUCUCCUUAACAUACAAACACCUUGCAUGUGAGAGGGGAACAGUUUCUAUCAUGGCCACCUCCUAAAAAGUUAGCUUUUACAGGCUGGGAGUUGUCCGUGUGAGUUUGCUUUCCCAUGGGCUCCCCUCUCUGAAAGCAUUUUCUGAGGUGGUACAGCCCAAUAAGAGGACUGUACCAUCACCGUAAGGAAGGUAUGUUUUAGGCCAGCUCUUAAAAGAGUGGAGGGACGGGUGAACCGAGACAUGAAUGGUUCCUAGUUUUGCUCUCUUUUGAGUAGAAAGGCAGCAGUUAUGAUCCUAAAUCUUCUCUCCCCCCUCUCCCAUCCUUCUCUCCCCCCAGUCCCCAGCGAAGAAUGGUUCGAAAAGCCUCCACAACCACCACCACCAGCCGCCUCCCACAAUCCCCACCAGCUACCCGAUGGGCGGCAGCUCCAGCACUUCGUCCUCGCUGGGGGACGGGCCUGGUUCCAACAGCAACGGGGCUGUGGCUGGCAGUGGGAACGCGAGCGGCAAAGCUAACCCUCCGGCAGGGCACGCACCCACCACCCCGACCCCUUACGCCCAGGCUGUGGCGCCCCCACCCACCAGCACCAAUGCCUCUCAGCCCCGGCCUCCCAGCACCCAGCAGAACGCCAGCAAGCAGAACGGGGCAACCAGUGAGUCUGGGGUCUGGGCCAUUGCUUCGACUUUCCCAAAAGAUUCCUGGGGGGUUAGGAAUGGCUGCUGUGUUGCAGAUGCCAGGUGUUUAGCAGGGUCGCCUUAUGUAGCUGUGCCUUUUCAACAGCAUCUUGAAAAUCCAGAGGGGAUAAUCCUCCAUGCUCCGAAAAGUGUCGCCUGCCAGUUCCUUCCUAUCCAGCAACAGCUAAAGGCCAGUCUGUAAUGUGGCGAGGCCGGCAGUUGCUGUUUUAUAGGCUACGGGAGGGGAGGGUUGAGACGAAGCCAAAAUUAGGAGCUGCUCCAUUGAUACCUAGGCCAGGAAGCUCAGUUUCCCCUCGUUUGUGUAAUGUUGUGACCAUUUAGCCCAGAAGUCAAGCCAGAGCUUCUUUCUUUUUAAUCCCUCCUGCCUAGGUUAUAGUUCUGUGGUAGCGGACAGCAGUUCAGACUCCACGCUAAGCAGCGGCAACCAGGCAUUGCCUAAUCAGACGGCGUCGCACAACCCGCCCAGCGCUUCUGUGUGAGUUUCUAUCUUGUCCCUUCCUGGCUGUCCUGUCUCACUCUUCCCACCAUGGACCACUUUUCCUAGUGGGCAGACCAUAGAGUUUUACAUGGUUGUAAGUGGUGUUUUGCUCUCUUUUUUUUUUUGCCCUCUUUUGGCAAAGUGCAUUAUUUUAUUUUAUUUUUUUAAUUUUGCUUUAAACAAAUACAGGUAAAUAUAAGCAACCAAAAUUACAAAAGAGAAAUCAAUAAUAAUAAUAAUAAUAAUAAUAAUAAUAAUAAUAAUAAUAAUAGAAAAGAAUACAAAACUACAAAAAAUAUCAAAGCAAAGUGCAUUAUUUGGCAGCAUUUUUUAAAAAACAACUUCUGUGUAUCUUGGUAUCUGGGCACACAAGGAGCUGGGUUGUAAAUGUUGCUGAUGAAUAAAUAAAAUAUAACUUUGCUCUUUAGCUCCGGUCGGAGGCAGUAGUGCUUCUGAAUGUCAGUUGCUGGAAACCACAGGAAGGGAGAGGGGGCCCUUGGGCUUGGCUCCUGCUUGUGGGUUUCCCAUUGGCGCAUCUGGUUGGCCACUGUGAGAGCAGGAUGCUGGCCUAGACGGGUCGUUGGUUUGACCCAACAGGGCUUUUCUUACGUUCAUAUUUACUUCCGGGCUCAGUUUAAAGUGCUUUUAUAUAAAGACUUUUAUAAAGACUCAGGCUAUGCCAGGAUGUUCUCUAGAAAAAUGUUCUAGUCCACAUAAACCUGUCUGAUCCUUACGAUCAGAGCUUCCCGUCACUGCCAGAGAGGGUCUUUUCAGUGAUGGCACCUAUACUUUGGAACAUUUUCCCUGGGGAGAUCUGUCAGGUUCUCUCUUUUCCUGUGUUUGGAUCAGACAAGCCUAAAGUGUUCUAUCUUUGAAGGAAGUGCAACCCUGACUUCUGUGUCUCGCCUCCUUUGGCAGCAAAGAGCCCAGCGCAGCUUCGCAGCCGCCGAGCGGUGGCAACACCACUGGAUCCAGCCUCCUGGUGCCUCUGACUGCCAACCCUCCUGCCUCGCCCACGCCCAGCUUCUCUGACAGCAAGCCUGCCCAGACCCUGCUCAACGGGCCGCCCCAGUUCAGCUCCGCAGCAGAGAUCAAGGUGAGCGAUCGCUUGUGCUCCACACGCAACAGGCUGCUUCCAGCCCUCUUUCCUCCAGGGAACGUGGGCUGGUGUUUGUGGCUGUGCUUGUCCCACGUCAUCCUCUCAAAAGAACCCUGGAAGGUGGGUUUGCCCGAGAGGUGACUUAACUGCCUGUGAUCUCCCUGUGAGUCUUAAUCAUUGCAGCAGCUUUCAUAAAAACAGCUUUCUCUCACUCCUCCUUUGCUACGUUUGUGUGUCGUGCAGGCACCUGAGCCUCUAAGUACAUUGAAGUCAAUGGCUGAGAGGGCAGCUAUCGGCUCUAGCAUAGAGGACCCCGUGCCAUCUCUACAUCUCGCUGAAAGGGGUAAGUGUGGAGAAAGAGGCAUUGCCCCUGCAAAGCUGUGGUUCAGGGGGAAGGCCAAAUAGUGUCAGCACAGUUCAGGUGCACAUUUCUGAGUCCUGUGGCAUUCCUGCGUGUGUCUGACAACUUCAGAAAUUGAAGUGUGGCUACUUUGGAUGAGAGGUGGUGGUUUCUAAGACCACCAGUCUCCACUCUUCUCUCUCUGUACCAUUCUAUACUCACCCCCAAGAACAGCAACAAAAAUCCUUGACCUACAGGCAAGUCAUUCUGCUAUAGAUCUCAGCCCUUCCAUUCACCAUUUGUGUUGGCAGUUGAGGAGCAGGCUGCCAUCUGGUACACAAAUAAUCAGUUUUUUCUGGCCCAGAUGUUGUCCCUGGAGCUUUUCAUUGCUUGAUAUUUUAAACCAAGGAUCUGUGACAGAGUCAAGCUUGCUUUAAAAUGAGAUCAUAAUAAAAAAUUUAAUGAAAGUGUUCUCUGAGGCUGUGGGUCUGUGCAAGAGAAGGAAGACAUUUUGGAGGAGAAAAUGAAGUCUCCCAAGUUCUGAGUAGUACAGUUAGAUCACUGAUUUCACUUACACGAUCACAGCUUUAUGCAGGUCACGAAUGAAUAAAUGCCAAGUGUGGUGGGAAAUGGGAUGCGGGGGAGCAGGAAAAAAUGGCUGGCAAAUCCCAUUGGCCAUUGGGAGAGCGUUUGGGUGUAGUUGAAAAGUUGGGAGAGUGGAGGAGGUUGCAGAACAUUUGGGAGGUUGCUGGAAAGAGAUCAGAGGAGGCCGGAGAGAUUUGUGGAGGAGUUGGAGAUUUGCUUCUCUUUCCCCCCGGUUUGCUAGGGGUGUUCUGCUUUUACAGGAUUUUGCUUAUUCAUGCAAUAGCAAGAAAUGAGAUUGACCUGAACUAUAAUCCGCAGCCACCUUUUAAGAGAUGGUAGCAGGGAUAAUAAUUCUUGAUGAAUCAAAGGACUCGUCGUGAGAAGCAGGAGGAGCUGCUUUUAAAAACACAGCCUUCAGAGUCCAGGCUCGCUUGAAUUGUAUCCUGAGAGCAUGUGUCAAGUCCCCGCUGAGUGAUUCUUUCCCCUUUUCUGCUCCAGCUGAUAUCUUAAUUACGAGCACGACCUCCCAGCCAGCCUCCAACCAGCCCCCCAUCCAGCUAUCUGAGGUGAACAUCCCCCUUUCGCUCGGGGUGUGCCCCCUGGGGCCUGUGCCUCUCACCAAGGAGCAGCUCUACCAACAGGCCAUGGAGGAGGCCGCCUGGCACCACAUGCCUCAUCCUUCUGAUUCAGAAAGGAUCCGGUAAGAGGGUUUGCCCUGGUGGGGGGGUGGGGGGUGUCAGGGGCCUUUGCCUUUCACAGUCCAAGUCACAUCCUCAAGUUCUCUGAACUGUAAAUUGUCAGUCCAGUUUUCAUAUCGCCAGCACAGCUCAAACUCUUCCCUUUGCUUGUAAGGAUGCAACAAAAACCCACUGUUGCACAUGGGAGACACACAGGUCAAUAGCGGGGAGAUGCAAUGCAUGGGGAUGUUCCUGCUAGGGGAGGAAAAGAGCCAUCCUAGAAUCAAGGAAUUGUAGAGUUGGAAGGGGCUGCAAGCAUCAUCUAGUCUAAUCCCUGAAAUGCAAUAAUCUUUUGCUCAAAUGUGGGAUUUCAAAUCCAUGACCCUGAGAUGAAGAGUUUCAGGCUAUGCCAACUGAGCCGCUCUGGCAAUUGCUGUUGCCCUUGACGCCCUCCCUGGACCCUGAGGAUUUAGAUCAUCAAUUCCAGUAUUUGGGGGGCAAGUAUUCGUAAGAAAAUAAGAGCCUGGUGGAGCAGACCAAAGCCCAUUGAGUCCAGCAUCCUAUCCUCACGGUGCCAAAUGGUUGCCUGUGCAAAACCAGGAAGCACAAGAGCAGUCUCCCUCCCCUCUUGCGGUUUCCAGCAACGCGUAUUCAGAAGUGUUGCUGCCUCCCAACUAUUGAGGCCGAGCAUAACCAUAAUGGCUAGUAGCCAUUGAUAACCCUCUCCUCUCUGAAUUUGCCCCCUCCUCUUUUAAAGCCAUCCAAGGCUGUCACUGCCUCCUGUGGGAGCAAGUUCCUUAGCUGAACUAUUCAAGAGGGUUGUGGGCACACAGCAUAACACCAGUCCUGCAGGAUCUGCACUGGCUGACGGUCCUCACAGACUGAAUUCAGUCUAACGCUAGCAUAUAAUGUCCCUAAUGACUUGGGACCCAAACCCUGAGAUUGCACACCCACCCACACCCUGGACCGCCUUGAGAUGGUUGGACAUUACGGAGGCCCAUCAGUCACCAAAUAGUGGCAGAUGGAGGGAGAGUUUGGCACAAUCCGGUGGGAAUUGCUGAUAUCGGUUUCAACUGUUUUCCUUGGUUCGCUUCCUCCAUUCCACUCCAGUUGCCAUCUUGAACUACUGUCUUAACCCUCCAGCCAGCUUAUCUGUGGGGUUUGAGGUGUGUGCAUGCACACAUAGGGGAUGGGGAGACUGCUGCCGCCACCACCACCAGGCUGGAGUUGAACACACUCAUCUUCUUAACCCCCAUAGGCAAUAUCUGCCGCGAAACCCCUGCCCGACCCCUCCGUACCACCACCAGAUGCCUCCCCCACACUCCGAUACGGUGGAGUUCUACCAGCGCCUCUCUACAGAGACCCUUUUCUUCAUCUUCUACUAUUUGGAGGUAAGAAGUCGGUAGUUUCUGAUGGACAGGUUUUGCCACCCUUUCCCCACCACCACCACCACCACCACCCACUGAGGCCUAUAAGUGCUCCGCGGAUGUGCUACUAGCAUCCCUCACUUGGAACUGGUACCAGUGUGUGUAUCCCACAGCCCUCACCUGUCACCUUAUGCUUCAAAGGGCACGAAGGCACAAUACCUGGCAGCGAAGGCGCUGAAGAAGCAGUCCUGGCGCUUCCACACAAAGUACAUGAUGUGGUUCCAGCGGCACGAAGAACCCAAGACCAUCACUGAUGAAUUUGAGCAGGUGAGGGGACCACAAAAGCUCCUAUGCAGGGGGGAAAUGGGAUGGGCCCAGCACAUGGAUUCCCAACCCCCCUGGAAGCUGCCUUAUACUGAACCAGACCGUUGGUCCAUCGGGCUUGGCAUUGUCUACACUGAUUGGCAGUAGCUUUCCCAGGUUUUCAGACAGGUUCCUAUGCAAUCCUACAUGGAGAUGCCAGGAUUUGAACCAGGGACCUUCUCUGAAGGCACAGCAGAUGCUCUGCCACUGAGCUAUGGCCCUUCUCUUACUGGAAGAGAAGAAUGGGGGGGGGGGAAUAAUGAGGGGACCAGAGUAAGUAGCCAGGUGAAGCAUAGAAACUGCCUGCUAAGCCCUGGAGCUUCUUGUUGAGUUUUGAGCCAGUUAAUUCCAGUGUCAUGAAAACUAGAAACCCUUAUUGUAAAUUUUUGGGUUUUUUAAAGGAUUCCAGUCUACAUGAAUUCCGCUGUAACUCCCAUGAGGAUGUUGUUUGGCUUGAAUGUCUGAGAGUAGGGCUUAAGAGUACAAAAUGACUGUGCGAUGCCACUGGGAAUUUUAUAAUCAUUUGUUUUCUUCUGUAACAGGGAGGUGAGGAGAAAGUAGAAAGCAGGAAGGACAGUUUUCCCAUUUUCAAGGUCCUACAUAGUUUUCUUGUGGACAUUGUUGAUUUGAAUAAGAGUCGCUUCUAAUACAGCUUUGCUUCAGCUCUCUCUGCAUUUAGUAAAUGCAGAAAAGGUUUUGAGGUUCUCGGGAGUUGUGGUUCAUGCCGCUGUCCACAGGGACAGCUAGUUACCUUGAGUGUGACUUCUCCCUUCAAGGAAAAUAUAGAGAAGGGAGGGAGGUCUGUAUUCUUCUGCUGUAUACCUACCUCUGAAAUGGGUAUUCUGAUGUCUCUUCUCACCACAUAGCUAUAUGGCAUUGGGGUUCAGCAGCUCUGAAUGUUUUAAGAGGAUGAAACUGGGAUCCUGAGGGCCCCCAAAGCCCUUCCUCCUCACUGGGAAGUAGCCCAGUCCUUGCCUCCUGCUAUCAAGCUUUAAUCUGACAUGAGAGCGGAGUUGCUAAGCUGUUAAUUCUCUGACUCUUCCUUGCUGGGCAAGAGGAAGCUCAUUCUCCAAUACACUUUGUCUCUCUUGUUUCUGCACAGGGCACUUACAUCUACUUUGACUACGAGAAAUGGGGCCAGCGCAAAAAGGAGGGUUUCACCUUUGAAUACCGCUACCUGGAAGACCGGGACCUGCAGUGAUGACCUGGGGCCAGCAGGGGGUGCCAAGCCUUCCUUCCAGAGACAACUGCGGUGCGCUUGGGGCAGCAGCAAAGGAAGACCAACCAAUAACACCACAUCACCCCACACACACCCCACCCAUCACAACCGUGGGGGAACGGGGCGAGCUGCACGUUUUUUAAAAAAAAAAUAUGCAUGCAAGUUUUAAAAGUGACCGCGGGACGGAGGAGGAGGGGCGGCAGUGGCGGGAUUCUCCUCUGCCUUUUCCUUGCUCUCUUCUGCCUGUAAUGCAUACGAAGAGGUCGAGAAAAAAAGGGGAAAUGCUCUUCAGGGUGAGAGAGUGGAGAUUAAAAAAGAAUUUGAGAAUCCCACCAAAAGAGUGACUUCCCCCCAAUCUACAUUUUUGUGUGUCUUCUAAAUUGGAGAAUUUAUUAUGCCCCUUCCACCACCAAUUGCAGCAAACACCAACAUCCUGUCCUCCUUUGCCCUCCUCGCCAACCUCUCAAGUGCAGACGUCACCCCCGAUUUGGCUGCCAUCAUAUGCCCAAGUGUGUGACAGAUGAGGGCACAGGGCUCUAUAAAUAUCCCCAAUAGUCAGAAGCGUUGGGAACAGUUCAGGGUGACUUUGCUCCAACCUCUGCCUAGUUGUCACUGCUGGAAAUGGCAAAAAGCAAAAUGACGCCAACUUGUUACCAACCGGUGAAGUCAGCCGGCUGCCAGAAAGGAUCCCAGUACAAAGUAUUUUGUGGACUGGUACCUUCAGUUAACAUUUUAUAGGCCGCCGUAUUUUUUCACUUGCUUCUGCAGGUGAUUUUGUCGAGGGACACAAAACGCCACCUGUCCUCAUCAGUUCAGUUUGGAAAAAUUCCCAAAGCUCCCUUUCCUUACUGAAACUUUGACUUAAGGGAGUAUAUCCCCACCCCCACCCCCUUUGCUGCUUCUCUCCUAACCCCCCCACCCCCACCCCCCGUUUUCCAAAAUUUUGUUGCCACCCUAAAUUUGGUAUCUGAGCUCAUAUCUUAAUCUGCUGCUCCUCCCACAGAGAGACCCUCCCCCUUGAUGACUUGCAAUUUAUUCCUGAUUGGAGGGGAAAGACUUGGGGAAACCCAGAGAGAGAUGGAAAGACAGCUGUGUCCCACCAUCUCCCUCCUCAUGCAGCCCCCUGAACUGGAGCACCCCGCCCAUGCCGCUGUUUAAGAUAUUUUUUCGUAAGCCUAUUUUCGUUUUGGAAAAUAUUUAUGAAUAAAUAGUUUUAUAUGAA
Messenger RNA from Podarcis lilfordi (Lilford's wall lizard), 22544 nucleotides. The record is from the annotation of a GenBank genome assembly. NCBI's taxonomy places the organism in Eukaryota, Metazoa, Chordata, Lepidosauria, Squamata, Lacertidae.